AUUAGAGAGAGGGCGAGUGCAGACGUAUCACGUGAGCGGAAGUGUGUGACGUCAUCAAAACAGUGUCGUCUCCCAGUCGUGUCCGGUUUCUCCGUCUCACUCCGUGUAUAUUUUAAACGUGUCAAGCUGCAGACAUGUUUGAUUUCAUAAUUCAUUGGGUGUUUUACUUUGAGAGAACCAAUUAAGGCCGUCAACACCGUCGACACGACGUUAGUUCUCGACUCUCGGUCAGUAGUGAAGGUGUGAUGAUGGUGGAGCAGUCAGACCGAGCUCCGCUGCUCGACUGGGAGGAGGAGGUCGCGCGGGCCGAACAGACCCCCGCCGGACCUGCUGCUCAGAGCGGCGACACAGAACCAACGGCCCGCGGACCACCGGGCAAAACUGCUACGAGUAACAUCUGGAGCGCGAGCGCGGGUGGUGCAGGUAGUGUAACAGCUGUUAAAGGCAGGGGAAUCAGCACGCGCCCUGGGCCGGAGGGGGAUGCUUAUGCUUCAGGCACAGAUGAGGAAGGAGAUUGUGCCUUCCCUGGAACCUCCAUCAAAACUCGUGCAGUCCCGGGCUGGGAAGAGAAAGACCAAAUUGUUUCAGUGUUUGUGGUGACCUUUGACACGAGAUCAGGAAACAUUGUAGAGUGGUGCUUACCUCAGGAUGUCAACCUGGAUGGUGUGGAAUUCAAGUCGAUGGCCAGCGGAUCUCAUCGAAUUGCAAAUGAUUUCAUAUAUUUUCGAAAAGGCUCUUUCUUUGGGCUGGCAUGCUUCGCCAAUAUGCCUGUGGAGAGUAAGCUGGAGAGGGGGGCUCGAAUGAAAUCUGUCGGCAUCCUGUCACCAUCAUACACGCUGCUCUACCGCUACAUGCACUUUUUAGAGAACCAGGUCAAGCACCAGCUGCAGUGUCCGGGCCAGUAUUCACCACUGGAGGCAUUUUACGAGGAUAAGAAAGCUGUGCUUCCGUCUGGAGGUAACGGUCUGGUCACGGUCUGCCCGACCAGUACCAUGGUAAACCGCUGCAUGCAUCCAGAGAUGAAGAUCACACAUCCUGCUGGAUGCAUGUCUCAGUUCAUCCGUUUCUUUGGAGAGCAGAUCAUGGUGUUGUGGAAGUUUGCCUUGUUAAGAAAGCGUAUUCUUAUCUUUUCUCCUCCACCUGUUGGCGUGGUCUGUUACCGAGUGUACUGCUGUUGCUCCCUUGCUAAUGUGUCCAUACCUGGGAUUGGUGGCUCCGUACCAGAGUUCCGCCCCUUCUUCUAUAUCAAUGUUGCUGACAUCACAGCUCUGGAGAAGGAAUUGUCCUACGUGGCUUGCACUACAGAGAAGAUUUUUGAAGAAAAGAAGGAGCUUUAUGAUGUCUACAUUGACAACCAGAAUGUGAAGACACACAGAGAGAGCCUGCAGCCUCUGCUGCGAAUUAACAAUGCUGACAGGGAGAAGUAUCGCAAACUCAGUGAACAGAGGCAGUUGUUGCUGUAUUCCCAGGAGGUUGACGGUGACUGCACCUCUAGUGAGGAAGACCUCUUCAUUCUGUUCUUUAUGGAGCAGAACAACCGUAUCUUUCAAACUCUGCUAGAGGUUGCAGGGAGUUCAGAUCCCACCCUGACUCCUGAGCAUGUGCGUGCUAUGGGCUUGGAUCCACAGGCGGACCGUGGCUUCCUUGUGGAUCUGCUGGAGGUCUAUGGCAUUGAUGUCAUGCUGGUUAUCGACAAUCCAUGCUGCCCGUAAGGCCAGAGAGAUUUCUCUCUCACUUUCUUCAUCUAUGUCUCACUUAUCACUAAUGCUCUCUCUGGAUCCGUAAGCCUUGCUUGGCUGGAACACACUGCCUGACUCCCUCCUUUCCUCUUUGUCUUUCUCUUUUUCUUGGCCUGGGUGUCUCAGGAGCCAGUACUGACCCCUGGCCUCACCGCUGGAGCAAAAUGAUACAGCCUCUUCAGGCUCUGAUACACUGCUGCCUUCACGCCCCUGACGUCUUUCUGCUUAUGUAUGUCUGUGUGUUUGUGUGUUUUCUCAGUAUCUUGACAGCUACCUGUGGGUUUCUUCCCUAACUGCACCUACUCUAAUGUCCUGAAAAAUGAAAAAAAAACUGAUCUCUGUGCCUAUUUGUUACUGCUUGAUUUGUGGACCUCAAUUGUGACUCUUUUCUUCUAGCCAGUGCUGUUUUUGAGACCUGAUGUAAUGGCCCUGUUUGGGUCUUCAGUGUGCUUCAUCUGAGCCCCACAGACUUAAAGUAAAGAAAUGGAAACACAUUCAACCUUCUGUCCAGAUGGUUUUCUUGCUGGUGAAGGAGGGUGACUGAAAGCCAAUGAGCCACUUCAUGGUUAUACAACGGUUUCUGCAGAUAAAAGGUUCAUGACCGGAACCAUUUAAUUGGACCACAUUCCCUGCAGUGUUUAUUAAGUUGAAUCCAGCUGAAUUCAAAUUUUAUUUUCCAAAAACAAAAUGGACAUUCUCUCACAAUGGACUCUCUGUCUCCCACUGUUUGUUGUUUUUUUUUUUUGUCAAACUUUAUGCCUACACCUAAUGACUGGAUAAGUAACAAAGGAAGAAGUGAAGUAUUUAGAGUGCUACUAAAUCUUUUUAGAAUUCAUCAUUUAAAAAUUCUGGUCUCCAGAGUGAUGAUGGGUCUGGAAUGUCAAUUCAUGAUUAAAGACUUCAGAUAUAAUCCUUCAGUUAUGAUCAUGGACCACAUUGGAUUCAAUGCAAAUUCUGUUGAUUCUGAAUCACUGUAAUUUGAAGAGCAGGGCUGGAAAACCUGCAACAUCUGGAGAUGUCUGGCAUUGGUUUUGGCCAACUAAAUGAAUUGAAGGUUGUGUUUUUGCCCUUGGUUUAAAUGUUGCAUUAUAGUUUUAUACACCAGGAGUCUGUGCACUAAAAGAUAAGUAACUUAUUUGGACUGCUUCUAUAAUAUAGAUACAGUAGGCACGAAUGCUAACACCACAGACAGGGGUGUGUGUGUAUAUGUAUGUUUAUAUAUAUAUAUAUAUAUAUACACAUACAUACAUACAUAUAUGUACAUAUAUGUAUUUGUGCUGAAUACAUUCCUCAUUCUUGGUGUUGAUUGCAAGUUUGAAGCACAUUUGAUAAACACGAAUAUAUGAAAAAUAUGAAUGUGAUUCUAUCAGUGAAUGCUGUAUUGUUCAAUAACGUUUUGUAGACUUUUUUUCUGUGUAAGCUGGGUUUGCAUUUGCAACGAGCAAUUAUUUGACUCAAUUACUUUUUAACCAAACUAAAUCACAUGGCCAUUCUGGUAUACCGGCAAAGUCAGCUGCUGCUCCUUAAACGAAUUUAUUCAUUCAGCACCAGUUAAUAGAUUGCAUUCAGUUCACACUACAUUAAUUGUAACCCAUGACUUGUACAAGGAAGAGUAUCUUGCACUUACGAAAUCUGUUCUGGUGUUUAGGGCCUGUGGAACUUUACAUGCAACAAAUCCUACUGUCUUAAAUCCAGUACUACAGAUUUGUGUUCAAUCCACAUACCAGGCUGACUGCAAGACAUUUCUGUGAAUGAGUGCAGGCGCUCGUUGUUUGACUGGGACACAAGAAUGCUUUUACUAUUAAACUCGAAAGAUUUUACCAGUAAAUGAACACAUACUCUGUCCUACAUGCCCAUAGAGGUUAUAUGGUGAAAUUGCUGAUGAUUUUUAAAAUAUAUAUAUCAUGUAUUAGCUAUUCUUUUCCUCAUAAUUAAUAAUUUAUAAACCGAGUUAAGUUGAUCUUGAGAUAGUGUACAGUAAUGAUUGUGUAUGAAUCAACUGUGUAAGAAUUCUUAAACAAAUAGGUGUUGACUAAGCAUUAAAAUGUCAUUAAUGCAUACAGAUUGGAGAAAUGUUCAGCUCCAUUUAACUGCCGUCUGUAGUCAUUUAACACAUUGUUUUCCAUCCUGCUGCAUGUGGGUGGUUUUCUUUCUUUUUUUUGGUCUAAACACACUUUUUACUGCCAUCUUGAAAUAAACUCUCUUCACCGAC
This is a messenger RNA of Tachysurus fulvidraco (yellow catfish), 3951 nucleotides long. RefSeq names its product DENN domain containing 11 (gene dennd11). NCBI's taxonomy places the organism in Eukaryota, Metazoa, Chordata, Actinopteri, Siluriformes, Bagridae. The transcript has 9 exons. The coding region runs from base 246 to 1712 and encodes 488 amino acids. The record is from RefSeq and is a predicted model, not a curated record. Gene Ontology annotation, cellular component: cytoplasm.